CGACGAUGGAAAAUUCUAUCCCAGGGCUUGGAGGCUGGAGUGGCCAGCAAGUUUAAGAACCAGAUGAUCCAAUCUCCUCUGGCUAGCGCGAGUUCUUGGCGAUGGCGGCCGCGCGGCUCAAAUGCGUGACCCUGGAUGUCACUGGCACGCUCAUGGCGUACAAGGGCGAGCUCGGCGACUACUAUUGCAUGUCCGCCAAGGCGCUGGGGCUGCCGUGCCCGGAUUACAAGCGCGUCCACGAGGGAUUCAAGGCUGCCUACGCGGAGAUGAGCAAGAAAUUCCCAUGCUUCGGCUAUGGCCAUCUCUCGGAUGUGGAGUGGUGGAGGCGGUGCGUGCGCGAUUCUUUCAUCAGGGCGGGCUAUUCCUUCGAUCCGGACACCGGGGAGCAGAUUUUCAAUCGAAUCCAUGCGAUGUUUGGAUCCACGGCGCCGUACACGAUCUUCCCGGACGCGCAGCCAUUCCUCCGCUGGGCUCGGGCGAGUGGAUUGAGCGUUGGGAUCGUGAGCAAUGCAGAGUCGCGCUACCGGGAUGUGAUUCUCCCGGCCCUGGGUCUCAAUCAGGGAUCGGAGUGGGACUUUGGUGUCUUCUCGGGCCUCGAGGGCGUGGAGAAGCCCGACCCAGGAAUCUACAAGCUCGCAUUGGAGAAGGCGGGCAAUGUUCCUCCCAGCAUGGCGCUCCACAUCGGGGAUAGCUUGAGGAAGGACUAUCUCCCGGCGCAGAGCCUCGGGAUCCAUGCGAUACUCCUCGAUCGAUUCAAGACGGCCGAGGCCGCGCGAUUGAAAGAGAGUGGAGUGAUCGUUCUGCCCGAUCUCCCCGCCGCGCAGCAAUGGAUUCUCCACAACUGUAGCGUCCAGCAAAUGGCGAAUAACGAAAGGGCUUGAUUAACUUAGCCCGUCUGCGUA
This is a messenger RNA of Selaginella moellendorffii, 902 nucleotides long. Its product is annotated as haloacid dehalogenase-like hydrolase domain-containing protein 3. The record is from RefSeq and is a predicted model, not a curated record. The transcript is spliced from 3 exons. NCBI's taxonomy places the organism in Eukaryota, Viridiplantae, Streptophyta, Lycopodiopsida, Selaginellales, Selaginellaceae. Bases 102 to 881 code for a protein of 259 amino acids.